Messenger RNA from Hypanus sabinus (Atlantic stingray), 1952 nucleotides. Its product is annotated as nuclear factor 7, brain-like. The record is from RefSeq and is a predicted model, not a curated record. Bases 48 to 1463 code for a protein of 471 amino acids. Lineage: Eukaryota; Metazoa; Chordata; Chondrichthyes; Myliobatiformes; Dasyatidae. The transcript is spliced from 6 exons. Gene Ontology annotation, molecular function: protein binding; zinc ion binding.
AGGGAUUCUCCUGCUCCUCUGAAUCAGGAAGUGGAAAGGGAGUUAACAUGGCUUCGAAAGGACAGAUCGAGAGUUUAACCGAAGAGGCAACUUGUCCCAUCUGCCUGGAUUUCUUCACCGAUCCUGUCUCACCGGAAUGCGGACACAACUUCUGCCGCUCCUGCAUCACACGGUGUUGGGAAAGGGAGGAGAGAAACACCUGCCCGGAAUGUAGAGAGGAGUUUGCAGACCGCACCCUCAGGGUAAAUCGGGCCUUAGCAAGUCUAUCCGAGAAGCUUCGAGGACUAACCCUAACUCCGACGGAGAAGGAAAUUAAAUUUCACUGCGAGGAACAUGAGGAAGAACUGAAGCUGUUUUGUGAAGCGGACAAGAAACUGAUCUGUGUGACAUGUGCCGCUGCGCAGGAACACAGAGAGCACCGAUUCCUGUCGAUUCGAGAAGCUGUUAAAAUCUACAAGGAUCGCGUUAAAUCUUCCUUAGACUCUCUUACAAAAAAGAAAUCCGACUUCGAGAAAAUGCAGCAGCAACAGAAAGAGAAGAUUUCUGGAGUUCGGGAACAGUCACACAGUGUUCAGUCCCACAUCACAUCCCAGUUUGCUGAACUGCGCCGGAUUAUCACCGAGAAAGAGCAGCACACACUCCGAGAUCUCAGGGAAGAGGAGGAGAGGAUUCUAAAUCCAAUGGAGAAAAAUCUUCAAGAGAUUCAAGAGAAUUUAAAUUCAAUCCAGAAGGAAAUCUUAAAGUUACAGGAACAGAUGGAUCAGCAAGAAAAUAUCACAUUCCUCAUGGAGGAAGCUCGUCGGAAGAGGAGGAUCAGUGAAGAUGACCAGGUGCUGUCAGUGACACAUGGGGCCCUACCUAUUGAAAAAUUCGAUCACCCCUUUUUAUUGAACACAACGUUAAGAGAAAUAUUUGAUACAAUUAAGCAAGUCUCUGUCACCCUGGAUGUGGAAACGGCGAAUCCGUGUCUCGAGGUGUCUGAGGAUCGGAAGAGUGUGAGACGGACCGAGACCUGGAGGAAUCUCCCUGACACCGGGAAGAGGUUCACAGUCUGUGCUUGUGUGCUGGGAUCGGAGGGAUUCACAUCGGGGAGACAUUACUGGGAGGUGGAGGUGACAGGGAAUCGGGGCUGGUGUCUGGGAGUCGCCGCAGAGUCUGUGGAGAGGAAGAGAAGGGUCACACGGAGACCGGAGACCGGAUUCUGGACCAUCGGGCGGGUUGAUGACGUGUUCGCGGUUUUCACCUCCCCUGUGUCCCGUCUCCCGGCCGGUCCCAUUCCCGGGAGGGUGGGAGUUUAUCUCAGUUACGAGUCCGGGACAGUUUCAUUUUACAACGCGGAGACCAAGUCCUAUCUCCACACCUUCACUGGGAAUAAAUUCACGGAGAAACUUUAUCCUUUCUUCUGGACUGAAACUCCAAACGAGUGGCUGAGAGUCUGCUCCGGUUCCUCUCCGGGUCUGUAAACGGGUCGGGUCCCGGGACCGGCGUUAUUGGAAUAUUAAAGUUGCAUUAUUUGCCGUGUAACCAAAACUAUGUAGUCAGUUUGCUAUGCAUGUAUCCAAGAUGAAAUCCUAGGAAUUUAGAAGAGAAUGGUGUGUUAAUGUAUUAACGAAAGGUAACGAUAGAGAUGUAGAUUAGAACAUAAUUAAGUCACGAAGUAUUAAGAAUGUAAACUUGCUAUUUGCUAGAGAAUGAAAUCUUUGGAAUGUAAUAGACAAUGGUGUGUUAAUGAAAGGUAGCUAAGAGAUGUAGAUUAGAACAUGAUUAUGUCAAUGGGUAGAAACAAUAGGGACAAGAUGUACUUGUGGUACGUGUGAUACGCGACUACAGCAAGUGGACCAGGAGUUUGCGAUAAAAAAUGCCGUGUCCGAGGAUCGGUGGCCAAUCAGCGACUAGCUCAAUGACUGUCUCAGCUUUGAUUUGCAAAUUAAAGUUUAACCCUUCUUGAAGAA